Molecule: messenger RNA, 1224 nt
Organism: Megalobrama amblycephala (Wuchang bream)
Lineage: Eukaryota; Metazoa; Chordata; Actinopteri; Cypriniformes; Xenocyprididae
Product: gastrula zinc finger protein XlCGF7.1-like
Exons: 4
Coding region: 310-1188 (292 amino acids)
Biological process (GO): central nervous system development; regulation of transcription by RNA polymerase II
Cellular component (GO): nucleus
Molecular function (GO): DNA-binding transcription factor activity, RNA polymerase II-specific; RNA polymerase II cis-regulatory region sequence-specific DNA binding
Source: RefSeq, a predicted model, not a curated record
GACACUUGGAUUUAAUGGGUUUUCUAUUUAAAUUCGCUUUUUGUACAUUUAAUUUGAUUUCUGGUCUUUAACCCUAUAAAAACAAACACAGUAACUGAUAUUUUUGAUUUGGGCAGAUCAUCUCUUCCAACCAAUCUGUAGUUCAGUCAGUGAAGCUCCGCCCACAGCAGUCACAUCAACAGUGAAGCUCCGCCCACAACAGUCACGUCAUCAGUGAAGCUCCUCCCACUGCAGUUCAUCAAUAAAUGCUGGAAUAUUCCCAUCAGACGAGCACUGAAGCAUCAGGAAGAGCUGAAAACUGCAAAGAACAUGAGUGAUCCAGAACCCUGCAGAAUGAAACACACUGAAGAUACUGAAGAACAAAGAGAGCUGAUGGAAGUGAAGGAGGAGAAUGAAGAACUGAGUGAAGUGGAGGAGGAACAUCAUGACAAACCUGGAGAAAAACCUUUGAAGCCAAGAAAUCUACAACCUGCACUCAGUGUGGAAAGAAAGCCGUUCACAUGUGAUCAGUGUGGGAAGAGCUACAGUCAAUCAACAAACCUUAAAGCACACAUGAGGAUCCACACAGGAGAGAACCCAUUCACAUGUGAUCAAUGUGGGAAGAGCUUCAAACAAAGAGGAAAUCUUAAGAGUCAUAUGAAAGUUCACACUGGAGAGAAGCCACACACAUGUGAUCAAUGUGACAAAACGUUUCUCUGGGCAUCAAACCUGAAGAGACACCUGACAGUUCAUACAAAGAAGAAGCCACAUUCAUGUUCUGUGUGUGGAAAGAGUUUUUCACUGCUGUCAUAUUUACAUGCACAUGAGAAAACACACACUGGUGUGAGAGAGUACAUGUGCUUUGAGUGUGAGAAGACUUUUACUACAGCAAACAAUUUAAAACAGCACCAGAGAAUUCACACUGGAGAAAAACCUUACAAUUGUUCACACUGUGACAAGAGAUUCAGUGAUUCAUCAUCUCUGAAAACACACAAGAGGAUCCACACUGGAGAAAAACCUUACAAGUGUUCACAGUGUGACAAGAGAUUCAAUCAGUCAGGAACACUGAAAAGACACAAGGAGAUCCACAGCACAGAGAAGCCACACACGUGUGAUCAGUGUGGAAAGAGUUUCAUUAUUAAAAGUAACCUGAAGAUACACAUGAACAUCCAUGCAGUGGAGAAACCACAUCACCACAGUGUGAAAUGAAGUAGUUCAUUUUUAUCUGCUGAACAAAAAAAUCUC